CCGGACGGCACCGGGAGGCCAGGGCUGUAACGCGCGCGCCGGAGCGGGGUCCGAUGGUUCUGGAAGGCCCGCGGCGCCCAGUGCUGCAGGUUACCUAGGGUAUGCAUAAAUACAGACUUGGAAACUCUGAAAGAACUUAGAGUCAGCAUUUCGAGUGUAGGUGCAGUGAGCGGACCCCCAAGCCUGGCCGGCACUAGAGCUUGAAAGAUCAGGGUUGAGCACAGUAAGCUCUUCCUAUCAGCUACCAGAGCUGAAGCUUGGGCAUGCUGUGAGUGUCCAAUAAGCUAUCACAAUGUCUGAAUGCAGUUCACACAGCAGCAACACAGCGCUCGCAGACAUUAAAACGUAAGCUGUGCUAGAACAAAAUGCAAUGAAAGAAACACUGGAUGAAUGAAAAGCCCUGCUUUGCAGCCCCUCAGCAUGGCAGGCCUGCAGCUCAUGACCCCUGCUUCCUCACCAAUGGGUCCUUUCUUUGGACUGCCAUGGCAACAAGAAGCAAUUCAUGAUAACAUUUACACGCCAAGAAAAUACCAGGUUGAGCUGCUGGAAGCAGCUCUGGACCAUAACACCAUAGUGUGCUUGAACACCGGCUCAGGGAAGACGUUCAUCGCCGUCCUGCUCACCAAGGAGCUGGCCCAUCAGAUCAGGGGCGACCUCAACCCGCACGCCAAAAGGACCGUGUUCCUCGUCAGCUCUGCAAACCAGGUUGCUCAACAAGUGUCAGCUGUCAGAACUCACUCAGAUCUCAAGGUUGGGGAGUACUCAAACCUAGAAGUCAAUGCAUCUUGGACAAAGGAGAGGUGGAGCCAUGAGUUUGCUAAGCACCAGGUUCUUAUUAUGACCUGCUAUGUCGCCUUGAAUGUUUUGAAAAAUGGUUACUUAUCACUGUCAGACAUUAACCUUCUGGUGUUUGAUGAGUGUCACCUUGCGAUUCUAGACCACCCCUAUCGUGAAAUUAUGAAGCUCUGUGAAAGUUGUCCAUCAUGCCCUCGAAUUUUGGGACUAACUGCUUCCAUUUUAAAUGGGAAAUGUGAUCCAGAGGAAUUGGAAGAAAAGAUUCAGAAACUGGAACAGAUUCUCAAGAGUGACGCGGAGACGGCAACUGACCUGGUGGUCCUGGACAGAUACACUUCUCAGCCUUGUGAGAUUGUGGUAGAUUGUGGACCAUUUACUGACAGAAGUGGGCUUUAUGAAAGAUUGCUGAUGGAGUUAGAAGAAGCACUUGGUUUUAUCAACGACUGUAAUGUAUCUGUAUAUUCAAAGGAAAGAGAUUCUACUUUGAUUUCCAAACAAAUCCUCUCAGACUGCCGUGCAGUGUUGGUUGUUCUGGGACCCUGGUGUGCAGAUAAAGUAGCUGGGAUGAUGGUAAGAGAACUUCAGAAGUACAUCAAACAUGAGCAAGAGGAGCUACACAGGAAGUUCUUACUGUUUACAGACACUUUGCUAAGGAAAAUCCAUGCACUGUGUGAAGAGUACUUCUCCCCCGCCUCCCUUGACCUGAAGUAUGUGACUCCCAAAGUCCUGAAAUUGCUCGAGAUCCUGCGCAAGUACAAACCCUAUGAGCGGCAGCAGUUUGAAAGUGUGGAGUGGUACAACAACAGGAAUCAGGACAAUUACGUGUCCUGGAGUGAUUCUGAAGAUGACGAUGAUGAUGAAGACAUUGAAGAAAAAGAAAAGCCAGAGACAAAUUUUCCUUCUCCAUUUACCAAUAUUUUAUGUGGAAUUAUUUUUGUGGAAAGAAGAUACACAGCAGUUGUCCUAAACAGAUUGAUAAAGGAAGCUGGCAAACAAGACCCAGAGCUGGCUUACGUCAGCAGCAACUUCAUAACUGGACAUGGCAUUGGGAAGAACCAGCCUCGCAGCAAACAGAUGGAGGCGGAGUUCAGAAAGCAGGAGGAGGUACUUAGGAAAUUUCGAGCUCAUGAGACCAACCUGCUCAUUGCAACAAGCGUUGUAGAAGAGGGUGUGGAUAUUCCCAAGUGCAAUUUGGUGGUUCGUUUUGAUUUGCCCACAGAGUAUCGAUCAUAUGUUCAGUCUAAAGGACGGGCACGAGCGCCGAUCUCUAAUUACAUAAUGUUAGCAGACACAGACACGAUAAAGAGCUUUGAGGAAGACCUCAAAACCUACAAAGCUAUAGAAAAGAUCUUAAGAAACAAGUGUUCAAAGUCAGUGGAUGGGGCUGAGGCUGAUGUCCAUGCUGUGGUGGAUGAUGAUGACGUUUUCCCACCGUAUGUUCUGAGGCCUGACGAUGGGGGUCCUCGAGUCACAAUCAACACUGCCAUUGGACACAUCAACAGAUAUUGUGCUCGAUUACCAAGUGAUCCGUUUACACAUCUAGCUCCCAAAUGUCGGACCCGAGAAUUGCCUGAUGGAACAUUUUAUUCAACUCUUUAUCUUCCGAUUAACUCACCUCUUCGAGCCUCCAUUGUUGGUCCACCAAUGGAUAGUGUGCGGUUGGCUGAGAGAGUGGUAGCUCUCAUUUGCUGUGAAAAACUGCACAAAAUUGGUGAACUGGAUGAACACUUGAUGCCAGUUGGGAAAGAGACUGUUAAAUAUGAGGAAGAGCUGGACUUACAUGACGAGGAGGAGACCAGUGUUCCCGGGAGACCAGGAUCCACAAAACGUCGGCAGUGCUACCCCAAAGCAAUUCCAGAGUGCUUGAGGGAGAGUUACCCCAAACCUGAUCAGCCUUGUUACCUGUAUGUGAUAGGAAUGGUCUUAACUACCCCCCUCCCCGAUGAGCUCAACUUCAGGCGGCGGAAGCUCUACCCACCCGAGGACACCACAAGGUGCUUUGGGAUCCUGACAGCCAAACCCAUACCUCAGAUUCCUCACUUUCCUGUCUAUACACGCUCUGGAGAGGUCACCAUAUCCAUCGAGCUGAAGAAGUCUGGUUUCACAUUGUCUCAACAAAUGCUUGAGCUGAUUACAAGACUGCACCAGUACAUAUUCUCACAUAUUCUCCGGCUUGAGAAGCCUGCCCUGGAGUUUAAACCUACAGGCGCUGAGUCAGCAUACUGUGUUCUACCUCUUAAUGUUGUUAAUGACUCCAACACUUUGGACAUUGACUUUAAAUUCAUGGAGGAUAUUGAGAAGUCUGAAGCUCGUAUAGGCAUUCCCAGCACUAAAUAUUCGAAAGAAACACCGUUUGUUUUUAAGUUAGAAGAUUACCAAGAUGCAGUUAUCAUUCCAAGAUACCGCAAUUUUGAUCAGCCUCAUCGAUUUUAUGUAGCUGAUGUGUAUACUGAUCUUACCCCACUCAGUAAAUUUCCUUCCCCUGAAUAUGAAACUUUUGCAGAAUAUUAUAAAACAAAGUAUAACCUUGACCUGACCAGUCUGAACCAGCCACUGCUGGAUGUUGACCACACAUCUUCCAGACUGAACCUUUUGACACCUCGGCAUUUGAAUCAGAAGGGGAAAGCACUUCCUCUAAGCAGUGCUGAAAAGAGGAAAGCCAAGUGGGAGAGUCUGCAGAACAAACAGAUACUGGUUCCGGAACUCUGUGCUAUCCAUCCAAUCCCAGCAUCACUGUGGAGAAAAGCAGUUUGUCUCCCCAGCAUACUGUAUCGCCUUCACUGCCUUCUGACUGCAGAGGAACUGAGAGCGCAGACAGCCAGCGAUGCUGGUGUGGGAGUCAGAUCACUUCCUGCAGAUUUUAGAUACCCUAACUUAGACUUCGGGUGGAAAAAAUCUAUUGAUAGCAAGUCUUUCAUCUCAACCUGUAACUCCUCGUUGGCUGAGAGUGACAAUUACUGUAAGCACAGCACAGCUGUAGUCCCUGAAAAUGCUGCACAUCAAGGUGCUACUAGACCCUCCCUAGAACACCAUGACCAAAUGUCUGUGAACUGCAAAAGGUUGCCCGCUCAGUCACCUGCUAAGCUCCAAAGUGAGGUUUCAACGGAUCUUACAGCAAUUAAUGGUCUUUCUUUCAAUAAAAACCUUGCCAAUGGCAGUUCUGAUUUAGUUAACAGAGACUUUUGCCAAGGAAAUCAGCUGAAUUACUUCAAGCAGGAAAUACCUGUACAACCAACUACCUCAUAUCCCAUUCAGAAUUUCUACAAUUAUGAGAACCAGCCCAAGCCCAGCAAUGAAUGUCCUCUACUGAGUAAUAAGUACCUUGAUGGGAACGCUAACACAUCUACCUCAGACGGAAUCCCCGCAGUGUCCAUGAUGCCUGCCAUGGUGAGUGCUGUUAAAGCACUCAGGGACAGGACAGACUCUGAGCAGAGCCCUUCUGCUGGGUACUCCUCAAGGACGCUCGGCCCCAACCCGGGACUCAUUCUCCAAGCUUUGACCCUGUCAAAUGCUAGUGAUGGGUUUAACCUGGAGCGGCUUGAGAUGCUUGGCGACUCCUUUUUAAAGCAUGCUAUCACCACAUACCUGUUUUGCACAUACCCUGAUGCUCAUGAGGGCCGCCUUUCAUAUAUGAGAAGCAAAAAGGUCAGCAACUGUAACCUGUAUCGCCUUGGCAAGAAGAAGGGGCUGCCCAGCCGCAUGGUGGUGUCCAUAUUCGAUCCUCCUGUGAAUUGGCUUCCUCCUGGCUAUGUGGUAAACCAAGAUAAAAGUAACUCAGACAAGUGGGACAAGGAUGACAGGACAAAAGACUGCUUGCUGGCUAAUGGCAAACUGGGUGAGGCCUGUGAGGAGGAGGAGGACCUGACGUGGAGGGCUCCCAAAGAGGAGGCUGAGGAUGAAGACGACUUCCUGGAGUACGACCAGGAGCACAUUCAAUUCAUAGACAGCAUGUUAAUGGGGUCAGGAGCCUUUGUGAAGAAAAUUUCUCUUUCUCCCUUUUCAACCUCUGAUUCUGCAUAUGAAUGGAAAAUGCCCAAAAAGCCGACCUUGGGCAGUCUGCCGUUUCCCUCAGACCUUGAGGAUUUUGAUUAUAGCUCUUGGGAUGCGAUGUGCUAUCUGGAUCCUAGCAAAGCCGUUGAAGAGGAUGACUUUGUGGUAGGUUUCUGGAAUCCGUCAGAAGAAAACUGUGGUGUUGACACAGGGAAGCAGUCAAUUUCUUACGACUUGCACACGGAGCAGUGCAUUGCGGACAAGAGCAUAGCGGACUGUGUGGAGGCCCUGCUGGGCUGCUACUUAACCAGCUGCGGAGAGAGGGCUGCCCAGCUCUUCCUCUGCUCGCUGGGGCUGAAGGUGCUCCCAGUCAUCAAAAGGACCAGCCGGGCAGUGUGCCCUGCUCAGGAGAACGGAAGCAGCCAACAAAAGAGCCUUUCAGGGAGCUGUGCGGCUGCUGCUGUCGGCCCACGCUCCUCUGCAGGGAAAGACUUGGAGUACGGCUGCCUGAAGAUCCCACCAAGGUGUAUGUUUGACCAUCCAGAUGCAGAGAGAACCCUGACCCACCUGAUAUCUGGGUUUGAAAAUUUUGAGAAGAAAAUCAACUACAGAUUCAAGAAUAAGGCUUACCUUCUGCAGGCUUUUACACACGCCUCCUACCACUACAACACUAUCACUGAUUGUUACCAGCGCUUAGAAUUCCUGGGAGAUGCGAUUUUGGACUACCUCAUAACCAAGCACCUUUAUGAAGACCCGCGGCAGCAUUCUCCAGGGGUCCUGACUGACCUGCGCUCUGCCCUAGUCAACAACACCAUCUUUGCAUCAUUGGCUGUGAAGUAUGACUACCACAAGUACUUCAAAGCUGUCUCCCCUGAACUCUUCCACGUUAUUGAUGACUUUGUGAAGUUUCAGCUUGAGAAGAAUGAGAUGCAAGGAAUGGAUUCUGAGCUUAGGAGAUCCGAGGAGGAUGAGGAGAAAGAAGAGGAUAUCGAAGUCCCCAAGGCCAUGGGGGACAUUUUUGAGUCUCUCGCUGGUGCCAUUUAUAUGGACAGUGGGAUGUCUCUGGAGGUGGUCUGGCAGGUGUACUACCCGAUGAUGCAGCCUCUAAUAGAAAAGUUUUCUGCAAAUGUGCCUCGUUCUCCAGUGAGAGAGUUGCUCGAGAUGGAACCAGAAACUGCCAAGUUUAGCCCAGCGGAGAGAACUUACGAUGGAAAGGUCAGAGUCACCGUGGAAGUGGUGGGAAAGGGGAAAUUUAAAGGCGUCGGCCGGAGCUACAGGAUCGCAAAGUCUGCUGCAGCACGAAGGGCCCUCCGCAGCCUCAAAGCUAACCAGCCUCAGGUUCCUAACAGCUGAAGCCUCCAGACUCACGGGCGGCGGACCGGAACCACAGCAGCACGUCACGCUGACACGGAACAGAAAAAUUAAAGGCAGAAUUUUAAGUUUGAUAAUGAGAUAGAUAACAGAAUAAAACAUUUACUACGUGUAUAAACUUUUUGGAACUAA
Apodemus sylvaticus (European woodmouse) is the source of this 6288-nucleotide messenger RNA. RefSeq names its product dicer 1, ribonuclease III (gene Dicer1). Gene Ontology annotation, molecular function: ATP binding; ribonuclease III activity; protein binding. The transcript is spliced from 30 exons. NCBI's taxonomy places the organism in Eukaryota, Metazoa, Chordata, Mammalia, Rodentia, Muridae. Gene Ontology annotation, cellular component: RISC complex; nucleus; cytoplasm. Gene Ontology annotation, biological process: pre-miRNA processing; rRNA processing; apoptotic DNA fragmentation. The record is from RefSeq and is a predicted model, not a curated record. Bases 391 to 6138 code for a protein of 1915 amino acids.